Lucilia sericata (common green bottle fly) is the source of this 3203-nucleotide messenger RNA. RefSeq names its product serine/threonine-protein kinase grp (gene grp). The coding region runs from base 1321 to 2922 and encodes 533 amino acids. Gene Ontology annotation, molecular function: protein serine/threonine kinase activity; tau-protein kinase activity; ATP binding. The transcript has 7 exons. The record is from RefSeq and is a predicted model, not a curated record. Gene Ontology annotation, biological process: protein phosphorylation; DNA damage checkpoint signaling; microtubule cytoskeleton organization. Lineage: Eukaryota; Metazoa; Arthropoda; Insecta; Diptera; Calliphoridae. Gene Ontology annotation, cellular component: cytoplasm.
UUUCUUUGAAACAAUAACGAAAAACUUAAAACUUUGUGUUAUAGAUAGCAUCGUCUGGAGUUUCGAUUUUUUUCGGCUGUUCAGUUUAAUUUGUUGUUUUUGAUUAAUUGAAAUUUCUUGUCUCAGACAAAAAAACUCCCAUUAAUUUCUGUUCUUAAUUUUUUUAUAAACUAAAGUGAUAAUGUUUAAAACUUUGCCUGGCAUCUUUAUGCAAAUUGUAUUAAAUUUAUGGUUUAAAUUAUUAAAACGUGGAGUAAAAUAUAAACGCUAAUAAAUGGAAGAGUGAUCAUUCUAUUUGAACAUUACACAUAUAACGGAAUUUUUAUAAAAUGGAUCCUCCUGUUAAAAAAAAUAUUCCAUCACAUCAUCAUCAUCAGCAGCAGCAGCAAUUGCCACAUAAAGUAUACAAAGAAAAAUAAUAUAAAAAAAAGAGUUCCUGUCAAAUCAAUUGCUGCUUGGUUGAUUAAAAGUAAUGAAUUAUUAAGAAAAUCAACAAAUCUGACAUUGUCGUCGUAUCAAAAGCAACACGUACUGACUGAGAGAGUCCUUAUUAAAAACGAAACGAAAUCAAAAAUCAAACCUACCUCACAAAAAAAAAAAAAAAACAAAAAGAAAAAAACGAAACCAAGCAGCCAAGCAACUAAACCAACACACGAACAAACAUACAAAUUGUAUUCAACCAGGCCAGUCCAGUCCAGUCCCCCCUCAGUCAUUAAGCCAAGCAUCGAACAAUUCAGUCAACUGGCCAAAAAGCAACCAGCUGUAUACAAAUUUCAUUUCGUUCAGUUUGGAAGUUGAACGUUUUUUUUUGUUCCUUUAUAUUUUAUUUUAAAUAUUAACGUUAUGACUUGAAGGCCAGACACAUUAUUCAACCAGCCAAUCUUUUUGUUGUUGUUGUUGUUAUUGUGAAUUUCGUUUAAAAUCUCCUUGCUUACAAAAAAAACGAAACCAGCAUUAAAUCUCUCGAAAUUAUACAUCCAUCCAGUCCAGUCAAUUCAUCUACAACAGCUUUUCUUUUUUUUUUUCUUACAACUUUGGCUGGUGGGUUUUGUUUUUUUUUUCUUCAUUUUGGCCAUUCGCCAGAGAAAAGUUAAAAAUAAAUAUUGAAAAAAAAAAAUAGGAAAAACUAGUUUUAGUUUUUUGCAACCAACAAAUAUCAGCUUUAACCAAAAGUAAAAAUUAGUAACAUUAAAAACACAUUUUCAAAUCAGUGGAAGUAUUCUGGCCACCAAUCUGUUCUGUCCGUUUGUAUCUAUUCAUCUUGGCAUCAUCAGCAUCAUCAUCAUCAUUGUUAUUUUGUUCCUGUAAAACACUUUUGCCAUGUCCGCUUCAAUAUUGGCAUUAUCGUCCUCUAAUGGUAACGGAAAUAACACUACUAAUAACAAUGGCAACAAUUCUGGCAGCACUGGCAACCCUACAACAGCAGCUACUGCACCAAAUGGUACUAAUCGUGAAUUUGUUGAAGGUUGGACAUUGGCACAAACAUUGGGUGAAGGUGCAUAUGGCGAAGUAAAAUUGUUGAUUAAUCGUCAAACCGGUGAAGCUGUUGCUAUGAAAAUGGUCGAUUUGAAAAAACAUUCGGAUGCUGUUCUAUCGGUACGUAAAGAAAUUUGCAUACAGAAAAUGCUACAGGACCAACAUAUACUACGAUUUUUCGGUAAUCGUUCACAUGGUCAUAUCGAAUAUAUAUUUUUGGAAUAUGCUGCCGGUGGUGAAUUAUUUGAUCGUAUUGAACCCGAUAUUGGCAUGCCACAGCAUGAAGCACAACGUUAUUUCACACAAUUACUAUCGGGAUUGCAGUAUUUGCAUCAACGUGGCAUUGCACAUCGUGACUUGAAGCCAGAAAAUUUACUAUUGGAUGAACAUGAUAAUAUAAAAAUAUCCGAUUUUGGAAUGGCAACCAUGUUUAGAUGUAAAGGCAAAGAACGUCUGUUAGAUAAACGCUGCGGUACAUUACCGUAUGUGGCUCCUGAAGUGCUCUUAAAACCCUACCAUGCACAGCCUGCUGAUAUUUGGUCAUGUGGUGUUAUCUUAGUGACAAUGUUAGCUGGUGAGCUGCCCUGGGAUCAACCUUCUGUCCAGUGUCAGGAAUUUAUCAAUUGGAAGGAUAAUGAUCGUUGGUCCACGCAAACUCCCUGGAGUAAAUUGGAUACUUUGGCUAUAUCACUGCUGCGCAAAGUUUUAGCUACAAAUCCCACUUAUCGUUUGUCAUUGGAUAAAAUUUUAGAUCAUAAAUGGUGUAAUAUGCAAUUUAUUGAUAGUGAUCGUUCACGUGAUUUGGUUGAUUCUGCUGCUGCCUUAGAGAUACGCUCACCCAAAGCCAAACGUCAAAGACAAAUGUCUAGUCAUCACAGUAGUCAUAAUAUGGAUGAUUCCAUAUCACGUAAUUAUUGCUCACAACCUAUGCCGAUAGUUAAACAUGAUUUCGAAGCUCCCGCCAAACAACAAGAGGCCAAUAUACAUCCAGCUGCCCAAGAACAUCGUCUUGGUUUCUGUUUCUCCCAACCCGCCAUGUUGGAUGAUCUACUGCUGUGCACACAAAUGAAUCAAACACAAUCUGCUUCGCAAAAUGUAUUCCAACGUUUGGUACGGCGUAUGACACGUUUCUUUGUGACACUACGCCAGGAGGAUACCAUUAAACGUCUGGUCACUACCAUCGAACGUCUCGGCUAUACCUGUAAAAUUAGUGAAGAUAAUCUGGUGGUCACUAUCUCGACCAUAGAUAGACGCAAAUUACGUUUAGUAUUCAAGGCACACAUUAUCGAAAUGGAUGGUAAAAUCUUACUCGAUUUCCGCUUAUCGAAAGGUUGUGGUCUAGAGUUUAAGCGUCGCUUUAUUAAAAUUAAACAAAUUAUGGAGGAUGUUGUACUCAAGGGACCCGUUACCUGGCCCAUAGCAAUUGCCACCAAUUGUGUGCCUUAAAAUGUAUUUUCUCGUUUCUCUAUUUUAAAUUUAUUUGCUUUGUUUUAAUUUAAUUUAUAGUUUAUAGUUGUAACGUCUCUUUUUGUUUCAUUAUGAUUGUUUUUGAUUAUGUCUUUUAUUCUUAAAACUUUUCUUUAACUUAUUGAUGUUUUAUUCAAAAAGAAAGGAAUUGCCUUAAAUGGAACCAUUGUUUUUAGCUUAAGUAGGUAGAUAAACAUUGAUAUUUUUUUUCAAAAUAAAAAUGACUUUUUUAAUAAAUUUUGUAAAAAAAAUUGAUGAAU